AUGCUCUACGAGCGGCCGACCGGGCUCAAGGGCCUCUACUACCACCCCGUCGUCCAGGUCUUCUUCCUCGGCUUCGUCUGCUUCAUGGGCCCUGGUCUCUUCAACGCUCUCAACGGCCUUGGCGGCGGCGGUCAGAUCAGCAGCACCACCAGCGCCAAUUCCAACAGUGCCCUCUACGCGACCUUCGCCUUUACCGCUUUCUUCGCCGGCUCGAUCAACAACGUCCUUGGCCCGCGCCUCACGCUUCUCAUCGGGAGCAGCGGCUACGCCCUGUACAUCGGCUCUUACCUCGCCAUCAACAUCCACCCUAAUGCCGGCGGCUUCGUGAUCGCGGCAGGCGCGGUCCUCGGCGUCUGCGCCGGGUUGCUCUGGACGGCCCAGGGAUCGCUCAUGUUGGCGUACCCGACCGAGGACCAGAAGGGUAUCUUCAUCGGCAUCUUCUGGUCCGUAUUCAACUUGGGCGGUGUAGUGGGCGCGUCCGUCUCUCUCGGUCAAAAUUUCCACUCCAAGGUAUUCGGCAAUGGCACCUAUAUCGGCUUCCUCAUCCUCACGCUCAUCGGAGUGCUCAUCCCGAUGCUCAUGGCGAACCCCAACAAGAUGAUCCGCUCCGACGGCACGCGGGUCAUGACCCUCCGCCACCCGUCCUGGAAGACCGAGUUCUACGGCCUCUGGGUCACCCUCCGCACGGACCCGCUCGUGAUCAUGCUCUUCCCCAUGUUCUUCGCGUCCAACUGGUUCUACACAUGGCAGUUCAACGACUACAACCUGGCGCUGUUCACCAUCCGUGCGCGCGCGCUGAACAACCUCGUCUACUGGAUGGCGCAGAUCGUCGGCUCCGUCAGCAUCGGCUUCCUGCUCGACCAGAAGGGCCUCACGCGCCGGUUCCGCGCGUACGCGGGCUGGGUCGUCCUGUUCCUCAUGGUCUUCGUCGUCCACAUCUGGGCGUACUUCUACCAAAAGCACUACACCCGCGCGACGAUCGCGCAGGAGACCAAGGACGACACCAAGAUCGACAUCUACGACAGCCAGUACGUCGGCCGCGUGUGGCUGUACAUCAUCUGCGGCAUGCUCGACGCGAUGUGGCAGACGACCGCGUACUGGAUCAUGGGCGCCAUGUCCAACGACCCCGCGAAGCUCGCCAACCUGACCGGCUUCUACAAGUCGCUGCAGUCGGCGGGUGCUGCCGGCGUCUGGCGCGCGGACGCGGUGAACAUCCCGUACAUGAACAUCUUCGUCUCCACAUGGGCUCUCCUUGUUGGCGGUCUCGUCUGCACCCUGCCCAUGAUCUACAUGCGGGUGAAGGACCACACGGAUGAGUCCGACGAGAUCGACGGCAUUCUGUAUGUAUCCCUGCAGUGUAACCGACGAGCCUUGAGAUGCUGA
Molecule: messenger RNA, 1383 nt
Organism: Fomitopsis serialis
Lineage: Eukaryota; Fungi; Basidiomycota; Agaricomycetes; Polyporales; Fomitopsidaceae
Product: MFS general substrate transporter
Exons: 8
Coding region: 1-1383 (460 amino acids)
Source: RefSeq, a predicted model, not a curated record